Molecule: messenger RNA, 1231 nt
Organism: Drosophila subobscura
Lineage: Eukaryota; Metazoa; Arthropoda; Insecta; Diptera; Drosophilidae
Gene: Kdsr
Product: 3-ketodihydrosphingosine reductase
Exons: 3
Coding region: 39-1058 (339 amino acids)
Biological process (GO): sphingolipid biosynthetic process
Cellular component (GO): endoplasmic reticulum membrane
Molecular function (GO): 3-dehydrosphinganine reductase activity
Source: RefSeq, a predicted model, not a curated record
AUUUGUUUUUGGGCGGAUAAGAAUCAAGAAUAAUAAUCAUGGAAUUCAGUUGGGAUGUUAUUGCCUGUCUGGGUCUCGCUGUGCUGGUACACGUUCUUGUCUACAUAUUUGUCAUGCAAAAGCGAGCAAAGUGCAUCGAUGGACGCCAUGUCGUGGUCACCGGCGGUUCGAGCGGCAUUGGGGUCUGCCUGGCCAUAGAAUGCGUCACGAAGGGAGCCCAUGUAACGAUAAUAGCGCGUGACGAGAAAAGGCUUAAAGCGGCUGUGGACCGGUUGGAGCUUGUGCGCCAGCGACCGGAUCAGAAGCUGCAAUACCGCAGCUUGGACAUUGGCGGAGACUAUGAGGAGGUGGCUCGAGUGCUGGCCGAGACGGAGGCAACCGUAGGCCCCAUUUACGCGUUGCUCAAUUGCGCGGGCAUGGCCAUUUGUGGCGUCUUUGAGGAUGUUUCUGUGCGGGAUGUCCACAAGCUGAUGAAUGUGAACUUCUUUGGCAGCUACAACUGCACCCGCCACGUACUGUCCAGGAUGAAGAGCGCUAGGGAGGGCAUCAUUGUGUUUACCUCAUCGCAGGCUGCGAUGUUCGGCAUCUACGGCUAUGGACCGUAUGCAGCCAGUAAAUAUGCACUGCGAGCCAUGGCCGAAACGAUCGCCAUGGAGUCCCGGGAGCAUGGCGUCAGUGUCACCUUGGCCUUGCCCUGUGACACAAACACGCCAGGAUUCGAGGAGGAGGAGAAAUCCAAGCCACGCGAAACGAAAAUCAUCUCUGGCGGUGGAGGCCUACUGAAGCCAGAGGACAUGGCCAAAGCCAUUCUCAAGGAUGCCUUGAAGGGCAACUUUGUCUCGAUUGUGGGCGCAGAGAGCUGGCUGAUCACCAUGCUGGGCGGUGGCCUGCUGCCCUGGGACGGAUUCUUUACAAAUCUCCUGCACGCCUUGGCCAUUGGUCCAUUGCGCUUGUUCGCCUAUGGCCUGCACAAGUACUUCAACAGCAUCAUACGCAAAUGUGCCAAAGAGGAGCGUGCCAGCAAAAAUGGAUCUGGGGAUAAAGUGGAAGCGAAGUAAAUCGAUCUCUCCAUGGCCUUGCGCACUUAUUGUUUGGAUUUGUAACAUUGCAUGCGGCAUGGUUGGGCAAUUGCAAUUCCAAAUAUCGCCUGACAUCAGCCACUUUUAUGGUCAUGUAAUCGAAUCGUUUCAUAAACUAUUUUUUCUUGCAUGUAUGUGUCUAGUCUUGUAAU